Ctenopharyngodon idella (grass carp) is the source of this 4036-nucleotide messenger RNA. It is a transcript of the gene cerkl, whose product is annotated as ceramide kinase-like. The record is from RefSeq and is a predicted model, not a curated record. The coding region runs from base 1926 to 3665 and encodes 579 amino acids. Gene Ontology annotation, molecular function: kinase activity. Lineage: Eukaryota; Metazoa; Chordata; Actinopteri; Cypriniformes; Xenocyprididae. The transcript is spliced from 13 exons.
AAUGAAAACAUAAUGGCGCAUGUUAGUCUCAGAAUUUAAGGCUAUCAAAGAUUUCGAAACUUUUGAAACUGUUAGCUACAUUUUGAGAUUAAUAAUAUGAAAACUCAAGGUCAUGUGAAUUUAUAACCUUGAAUAUUAUUGAACACAUCGUAUUCUGCCCUAACAUAAUAUUUAGAUGCUGUAUCGAUUUGGUCCUUUAGUGCGCAAUAAGAGUGUUUCUUACCUGAAUGCAUAUAGCCUGCAGCUAAAAUAAAUAUUAAACCAGCACGGAAGAGACAGAUGCAAAGCCACAAUAUAAAUGUACCUCCAAAAUUGUGACAUUACCCAGGUUUAUUUGAAACCAGAUAGUCUCCUUAAAAUAAGAUCUCAUUAUUACACGAAUGACAUCCCGUGUAAAAGCAUCAAAAGUCAGCGGAGAGUUUAAUGUCACCAUCGCUUUUGCGCAUUUAUCCACAUUUGUAUAGAAGAGGUUUUCAUCUACAAACAUAUUUGGAACUUUUAAAUACACACUGUAUAUCUAAAUACUUCUAGAAGAAAAAAAAAAAUCAUAUACAUCAGUGUAAAUGAAUUUGUCCUGGAGUCGUCUGUAACCCAAAACCGUUCGUGCCUGUCGUGCAAACAAAAUCUUCUUAAAAUAUAUUGGAUAUUUGUGUUUUAUUUGAAGAGCAGACAGCAUUUGUCCAUUAUUAAAUGAAGUCCAAGUUGUCACUCACGUAAAAUAUAGAUUAUAAUGAAGACAAGAAGGUGUAAAAGGGAGUUAUUGAAAUACCCCCACACAUUUUGGACGAGCAUGUGUGUACGAAAAUAAAUGUACAAAAAUACAUAUUAUGCCAAUGAGGAUGAAAGUAUUUACAGAUAAAAUAAAACAAUAUAAAAUACAAUCUUGUAAAUUCCUUUACAAUAGGCACACAUGCGCUGGGUGAAAGAUUUUUGAAGGCUAUAUAGAGCAAUUUGAGACAUCACGACUAACGUCGUCCUUUAGAAAUGUUUUUAAUUCAUACGACUUGAACAUUGAGACUGUUGCAUAUACAGACAAAACACAUAAGGAGAAACGUCCACCGGGACUCAGAAGCUUUGGCUACAUCCAGGAACUGUCCAAGGUGCUGUAUGAGGAAGACUUUUUCACACCUGUUCACCUAGUAUGAUGGCUAAUCGUUUAGCACACCAAAUAAACCAGGUCUCCAGUCAUUAAAUAUAUGGAAAGAAAUUCAGGCGUGCAUGUCUGAGGCAGCCUAUAUUUGUUGACAUUAAACAAAUUUCAGCUACAUCUGAGUGCCAUCAAUGUCAGACAAAAUUAAAAGAUUUUUGUUCACUUUCCUAUUGCAAGCCGUCGUUUAUUUUCUAAAACUAACUAAUAUAUAUUUAUAGUACAUUUUAAAAACACUAAUAAGUAAUGCAAUAAAGACCAUUUAAUUAUACUACAGGGAAAUUUUCAAAUAUCAGCUAGUAAUUUAUAGUAGGCCCAUGUAUUCUAACUCUUUUUACAAGAGGUACUACUAAUUAGUAUAUAUAUUUUUUAACUUUUUUUUUUUUUUUUUUUUAAAGAAAUUCUAUUAGCUUUUCCAAAAGUGAUUAUCUUAUUCAUUGUCUAGUAGGCUAACUAGGCUAUUCAUUAGACAUGUUGUUACUAGUCUACUCUUAACAUAAAAAUGGAUAGUUAGACUAAAAAGAAUAAAUGUAAAAACGGCUUGUCAUAGUAUUUCAUAUUACUACAUAUUUUUGAAUGAUUCCUUGAAAUAGUAAAUAAUAGACCAUAUGUGAGGGAGGGCAGCGCGCGUGCUCGGCUAAGAAAGUCCAGCGGGCGGGCGCGCGCGCUCUAGAGGUGCAUGGAGACGAGGAACUUCCUCAAGAGCCUAGCGACCGGGAGCGCGCCGAGCCGGUAAAUUAGUACACAAAGGCGAGUUUGCCCCGCACACAUUCACAUUAUGUUUGAAUCCCCGUGUAAAUCGAUAAAUGUCCUCAACGCGUGGUCGGAGAGUCAGGAAGAGUUGCGCGAGACUCAACCGGCGUCUCCUCCUCACGGGACGGGAAAGCGAAUCAAGAUAAAAAAGAAAAAGCGAAAACAGCAGCAAAGCGCGAAACGCUCCGUCUCGGCCCCUCAGUUAUGCACCGAUGACGACGAUCAGGAGCGUAAAGAAACGAAAUAUAGGCCGGACGAACCGAUUGUGAGAGGAAUCUUCCAAAUCGGGAAAAAUAGCCAUGACGUGGUUCUCACGGCAACGCGGGUAACAUGGACGCCCAUUCAUCCCGAGACCCCUACAGCUGACCGUAAUGUGAGGAAGCAGGAGGAGUAUGUGGAGCUGAAGGAUGUGUUUGCUGUGAAGGUGAAGCGGCGACGCUCCGUGGGGCAGCAGACGGGCGGGACUCUGCUGGGCAUCACACUCUUCCAGUGCAAGAAGAAAGGGCUCAAACUCAAGGACCAUGCCAUCCACCUCAACAACCUGAGCGUGGACCACUGUGAGACUUGGUUCAAAAGCCUUAAAGAGAUCCUCAGCGGUUUUAAGAACCGUCCCAAAUCUCUCAAAGUCUUCGUGAACCCCAUCAGCCACAAGAAAGAGGCGUACCAGAUCUACCUGGACAAAGUGGCCCCGCUCUUCAAGCUCGCUGACAUACAAGCCGAUGUCACCAUCACUAAGCGAAAGGGCCACGCUCUGUCCAUUCUGAAAGACUGCAGCUUGGAAGAAUAUGAUGGUGUGGUAUGUGUUGGGGGAGAUGGCUCUGUGGCUGAGGUGGCCCACGGGUUGCUUCUCCGAGCCCAGAUGGACGCUGGGAGGGACACAGAUUCCAUCUUCACGCCUGUCCAAGCAGCACUUCCUCUCGGCAUAAUACCAGCAGGUUCUACUGACGUGGUGGCGUGCUCUGUGCAUGGAAUAAGACGUGCCGUGACUGCAGCCUUGCACAUCAUCAUGGGUCAUCAUCAGCCUGUGGAUGUGUGCAGCUUUAGCUGUAUGGGUCGUCUGAUGAGGUUCGGUUUCUCUGCCAUGUUUGGUUUCGGUGGGCGGACGCUCGCACUGGCAGAGAGACACCGCUGGAUGCCACCCAGCCAGCGCCGCGAGUUCGCUCUCAUUAAAACACUGGCAAACCUCAAACCUGAAGACUGCGAACUGUCCUUUAUAACCAGCAGAGGAACCGAGGAUCAGACAAAAGCUGAGCGAAACGGAGAUGGAGGAGCCAUUUGUGAGGAUGACUCCUGGCAGACCAGACAUGGCCUGUACCUGAAUAUCAGCAUCAUGGCUAUUCCCUGCCUGUGUUCCAUGGCUCCCAGGGGCCUGGCUCCAAACACCAGGCUGAACAAUGGCAGUAUGGCGCUGAUAGUUGUUGACAACACCUCCAGGUCAGAGUUCAUCAAGCACUUGAAGAGGUACAGCAGCACAAACAACCAGUUUGGUUUCUCUUUUAUUGAGACACACACUGUAAAGGCAGUGAGGCUGCGGCCACGCUCUCAGGGAAGCUGGGCUGACGACGUCUCGGAAGAGAACGAGGAGUGUGAUUCAAAAACAAUGCCUAUCAUCUCCUCCGAAGGAACAUACCCCUGGAACAUUGACGGAGAUCUCUUGGAGGUCCCAUCUGAGCUCCUGAUCAGAGUUCAUCCGCAGCUCCUCACACUCUUUGGAGAAGACGUGGAGGAGGCGGAGGAGUCGCCAGUUAAAUGCAGCUGUAUCUGAACAAACAACCACACACACACACACACACACACACACACAAGAGAGAUUGUGCUAGAUAGCGCUAAGAGAAAUUGAACAAACAAAUUGCACAAAGCAAAGCUUUAACAUGUAUAUAUAGAACAUUUUAUGUCAGAGCAAAGCAUUUGACACAUAAUACAUUCCAGUGCAUAAAGAAUUUAAAUUAAACCAAAGUAAAAUUUUCAACAAUUUUUUAAAGACAGGAAAAAAAAAAAUCUUACAUUAACUUAUUAAAAAUACUGAUAUAAAAAAGCAAUGUGCUUUUUUUGUAUGCUAUUCCCUGAACAGUAGAGUUUUUUUUGCAUCUUUUUUUUUUUUUUUGCAUCUUGCAUCUUUUAUAUUAUAAAAAUCAC